UACAAUUCGCGAAACGGAGAGCGGAAUAACCAAGGAUUUACCAUGCUGACCUGGACCCUCUGGUGCGGAUUACUGUUCCUGCUGUGGUUCUAUUUUCUGUGGAGCAGGCGAAGAUUUUACCUGCUGACUCUCAAGAUUCCGGGUCCCCUUGGAUAUCCCAUUCUGGGCAUGGCCCACUGGCUGAUGCGCAGGGAAGAUAUCCUCAAUGCUUUCGGCUGCUUUCUGGACAAGCACGGCCCGACCAUCUUCUCGUGGCUUGGACCCAUCCCCUUCAUGAUUGUCAGCGAUCCCCAGGUGGUGCAGGACAUCUUCACAUCGCCUCACUGCGUGAACAAGGGUAUUAUUUACAAGGCCGUGGACGAUGGAGCGGGCAUUGGGCUAUUCAGCUUGAAGGAUCCCCGAUGGAGCAUCCAUCGCAAGCUGCUGAAUCCCGCCUUUGGCCACAAGGUUUUGCUUAGCUUCCUGCCCGUUUUUAACCGAGAGACUGCAGUUUUGCUGGAUAAACUCAAGCCAUUGGAGGACGAUGGAGAGAAGGAUCUUGUUCCAUUGCUGCAGAGCUUCACCCUUGGCAUAGCCACACAAACUACCAUGGGCAGCGAUGUCAAGGACGAGGAGAACUUCAGAAACAACUCUCUGCUGGGAAGAUAUCAAUGUAUUUUGGAAACCAUGACAGACAUGUGCUUCUCGCCGUGGCUCAACAGCCGAUUUUUUCGCCAGCUCGCAGGAAAAGAAUCCCACUACUACCAGGCUAAGACGGAGAUCCGCCAGUUCAUCAGGAAGAUCAUUGAAAAAAAGUUGGCAGAAGGCGAAAGUGAGACAAUACCUGCCACCCAAUCCAAAGACAAGAAUAUAUUUCUUAAUCUCGCCACGGAUUUGCUGAAACGGGGAGUGUUUACCUUGAAAAACGUUGAAGAUGAGUCGAAUAUAAUUGUUUUUGGAGCUUUUGAGACAACUGCCAAUGCCGUGUACUACACGCUGAUGUUGCUGGCCAUGUUUCCCGAGUAUCAGGAGAGGGCCUAUGAGGAGAUAAAAACCAUAUUCCCCAAGACCGGAGACUUCGAUGUGAGCUACGCUGACACUCAGCAGAUGGUGUAUCUGGAUCUGAUCCUCAACGAAUCAAUGAGAGUUAUACCCCCGGUUCCAGUUGUAUCCCGACAAACGACGCACGACCUAAAGCUGUCCAACGGGAUAGUGGUUCCCCAGGGGGUUCAGAUCGCCAUCGACAUUUACCACAUGCACAGAAGCAAAAAGAUAUGGGGCCCAGACGCAGAAACCUUUAAUCCAGACCAUUUCUUACCUCACAAUAUCCGGGAAAAACACCCCUACGCCUAUAUACCCUUCACCAAGGGAAUCAGAAAUUGCAUAGGUUGGCGAUAUGCCUUGAUAUCGGCCAAAGUAACACUAGCCAAGUUAUUGAGGAAUUAUAGGUUUUCUACGAGUUUUCCGUUUAAAGAUCUUUAUUUUGUUGAAGAUAUAACUAUGAAGCUGAAAACUGUGCCACUGCUGGAGCUCCAAAAGAGAAGUUGAAAAUAAAUUUUAUACUAUACAAUAAUAUAAUUAAGUUUAAAAGAAAUUAGAAUAAUAAAGAUUGUUGAAUGUAUACGCUCUGUAAACUCACUACAUUUUUUAGGCCUUCUUAAGCUCAAAUGGAAUAUGACAAGAAUAAUUUUAGCUUGCUCUAUAUCCUGAAUUGCUGAUAAAAUUGUGAUGACUGGCACAAUGAAGAAAAAUACAAUUUUUAGGUUUUUGUUGAUUAUUGGUUAAGAAUUAGGGUGUUUCGUAAAAUAAUUUUUAUAAUUUUUGAUUUUUUAAACUGGUUUUGAAUAGUAAUAAAUCUAGAAGAUAUAUUAUUUUAAAAAUUGAACUAUUUUCCGAUCCUUUUUUUCUUGUGUAUUUUCAAUAAUCGAUUUAAGAAAUACCAAAAAUAUACCACCGAUAGGUUGAACAAGAAGAAGAGGAGCUGAGACGAUAGAUUGGACAAAUGAAAUCGAUGUUUUAGCCGAUGUUUUUCUAGAGCAUAAAC
This is a messenger RNA of Drosophila takahashii, 2023 nucleotides long. RefSeq names its product Cytochrome P450 313a4 (gene Cyp313a4). Lineage: Eukaryota; Metazoa; Arthropoda; Insecta; Diptera; Drosophilidae. The record is from RefSeq and is a predicted model, not a curated record. Gene Ontology annotation, molecular function: monooxygenase activity; iron ion binding; heme binding.